Messenger RNA from Trifolium pratense (red clover), 930 nucleotides. RefSeq lists its product as uncharacterized. NCBI's taxonomy places the organism in Eukaryota, Viridiplantae, Streptophyta, Magnoliopsida, Fabales, Fabaceae. The coding region runs from base 1 to 930 and encodes 309 amino acids. The transcript is spliced from 4 exons. The record is from RefSeq and is a predicted model, not a curated record.
AUGAACCAUCUAAAUAAGUUGAUCGAUUUUAAUCCUAACUUGAACGAAGCGCAAAAGAACCGACUUCGUCAAACUCCUUUUAAAUUGGUUGUUGAUAUGACAGACCACAUAAAGGUUAGUGGACCUUUGUUAGAAGAGUUGUUGAGUAUAUGGGACUCUAUUGGGUUUAGAGUAGGUUGCAAGACAGUUGCAUUUACACCGGCAGAUGUAUGUAUUGCAUUAGGAUUACAAAUUGUAGGAACAACUGUACAUGUACCUCUUAACGAUAACAGAAUGUCACCAGGACCAUUUAAGUUGUUGGACAACCUAAAUAUGUUUGAAAUGUAUAACUGGGGUCAAGCGGUGUAUGAAGAUUUAGUCGAAAGCAUAAACACUACUACUGGCAAAUACGCUCAAAGUGGAGGAGACUCGGGUAAAGAAAUGAUUCUUUCAGGUUGUUCUGCCAUUUUACAGGUUGUUGAGAAACUGCAAUUAUGUAACAUAUCAAAAAAGUGUUUUCCACGUAUUAAUAAGUGGACAACACUUCCAUUUCACAAUAACGAAAUGCAAAAUAUAUUUGCAAAUGCAAAGUUGGUUGAAGAUUUGGUUCCAACCGAAGAAGACCAACAAUUCGAUGUUGUUGCUGAAGCCAUUCAACAGUCUGAAGUUAUGCAUACGAAUGAUAUUGACACCGACUUUGAUGCAACCGCUAUUUUAAGAAAACAACAAAUAUUGUUUGACCACAAUAAAGCAUUUAGGGAAAAGAUUUCUAUGUUUGCGAAGGAAAUGAAAUUGCUAAAAGAAGCAGAUAAAGGCGGUAAGGAAGAAAGUCAGUUGGGAAAUGAGGGCGGGGAGGAAGAGAGUGAGCUUGUAGGAAAAGAAGAGGAUAAUGGCGGGGAGAAAGUGAUCGAGUCUGUAAAAAAAGUAGAGGAUAAGAAAAGAUGCCAAUAA